Molecule: messenger RNA, 1626 nt
Organism: Nematolebias whitei (Rio pearlfish)
Lineage: Eukaryota; Metazoa; Chordata; Actinopteri; Cyprinodontiformes; Rivulidae
Gene: pigv
Product: phosphatidylinositol glycan anchor biosynthesis, class V
Exons: 3
Coding region: 1-1524 (507 amino acids)
Biological process (GO): GPI anchor biosynthetic process
Cellular component (GO): endoplasmic reticulum membrane; mannosyltransferase complex
Molecular function (GO): alpha-1,6-mannosyltransferase activity; GPI mannosyltransferase activity
Source: RefSeq, a predicted model, not a curated record
AUGACCAUGGAUGUCAGAGGAGUUCUGGAGUUUGCCACGGUCACUAGGGGUAUCUCCUUGUUUUUACAGGCUGUCCUGAACGCUGCCAUCCCUGAUCAUGAAGCUGAUGCCUUCAGGCCCCCUCGGACAGAGGAGCCCUUGUACUUGGACUCUGUGGUGGAGUGGCUGUUCGGUGGCCUCUCACACUGGGAUGCAGAGCAUUUCCUCUUCAUCGCAGAGAGAGGAUAUCUCUACGAGCACAACUUUGCAUUUUUCCCCCUCUUUCCCGUCAUCCUGCGGGGGCUGGCGGAGACGCUGCUGUGGCCCCUCAGCGGCUGGCUGAGCAUGCGGGGGCGGCUGCUGCUCGCCGUGUCUCUGGGUAACAGUGCUCUCUUCCUGCUAAGUGUGGUCGCCCUGUACGCCCUCAGCAGAACAGUCCUGCAGGACAGAGGUCUCGCUCUGCUCUCCAGCCUUCUGUACUGCAUCACACCCGCCAAUGUUUUUAUGACGGCCGGCUACUCGGAGAGUCUGUUCGCUGCGCUCACGUUUGGCGGUCUGUUCCUCCUGGAGAAAGGCUUCACCUUCAGAGCCUGCUUGGCCCUCAGCAUCGCCGCCGCAGCACGCUCCAACGGACUUGUUAACAUGGGGUUUCUUCUUUAUCUCCCCUCGCUGCACGCCAUUUCACAGAUUCGCGUUUAUCGUGCAACAAGAAAAGGCUGCAGUAAAGUCCUGCACUACAUCUGGGUCCUCGUCCGCCUCCUGCUCACCUCCUUCUUAGGGACAACAGUUAUCGCCCUCCCCUUCUGUGCGUUUCAGUACUACGGCUACAGGACGUUCUGCACCCCGUCCACCUCCCUGGAGCAGGUUCAUCCUGCUCUUCUGUCUCUGGCUGAGCGGAGGGGUUACCGUGUCCCAAAUGAAAACGGUCCCCCUCCCCUGUGGUGCAUGAGACCCCUUCCUUUGCUUUAUUCACACAUUCAGGACGUGUACUGGGACGUGGGCUUCCUCCGCUACUUUGAGCUGAAACAGAUACCCAACUUUAUUCUGGCUUUGCCUAUGGCUACGCUCGGCAUUGUGGCCAUUUAUGCAUAUUUUCAAGCCAAUCCCGAACUCUGCUUAAGACUCGGACUUUGGGACACGGGUGCAAAAACGGGACUGGACAAACCCACACCGGGCUUCUUCAAUCCCAAAGUCUUUGUGUAUGUCGUGCAUUCAGCAGUGCUCCUUGUGUUUGGGACGCUGUGCAUGCACGUACAGGUUUUAACCAGAUUUAUGGCCUCCUCGUCUCCUGUGCCCUUCUGGAUAAGUGCUCACCUGCUCCUUCUGAACGAGCCUCUUCUUCAUCGAAGGAAAACUCCGAAUCCCAACGUGCAUUUACAGACUAAUGUCAAAAACAGUUGCAAGCACAGUCCCCGUAACCCCAUCAUUGCACUGCUGCCACAAUUUAAAGUCUGUUCUCCAACCACUCAGUGCAUUCUGGGAUACUUCCUCUCAUACUGGCUGCUGGGCCUCGCACUUCACUGUAAUUUCUUGCCAUGGACUUGACUUUUUACUCUUCGGAUUAUUUUAUUUACGUGUAGAACUGGGAUAAAAUGUUUUUUCCAGAACAAUUAUUAAAAGUUGCUGAGUUUUGAUACAACCUUGCCU